AUGUGUCGUCUAACGUGUCACAUGUUAGGUUGUGACAGGAUCACAUUUGUCGAUAUGCUUGAACGAAAUAAUGGUGAAAUCAAAGAUAUAAUUGAUACAUUUUUGAAUACAUUUGAAGGCCACGAACGAUCGUAUGCGUUAGUAUUUCAUCGAGAAGAUUCAACCAACGAAGUUUGGAGAUUGGUUGGAAUCGUUGAUGAAGAGGAAUUUGAUGAUAUUGACGAUGAUGAAAAUGAUAGACAAUUAAUUUUGAAUGUUAAUGAAACAAUUGAUGAAAACACAAUUUACAAAGUUGGAUAUGUAUUUGAACAUGCUCGAUUAUCGAGUGGUGACUCGAUUCAAAAUACAUUUCAAAUUAUUCAACAAGCAAGACGUUUAUUGGCAAUUAAUCAAUUUGAUGGUAAAAAGUAUCGUUUUGAACGACGAUUAUUUGAUGAAGCUCAGCUAUAUUGUGAAUAUCGUCAGUAUUCUCAACAAUUAUAUUCAAAACCAUUUAUUUAUUUUAUUCGAACAGAUACUGAGAAACGUUUACAACAACCAUCGACAUUAGAAGAAACGGAUAUAAUUAUGAGUGAAAAUCUCAUAUAUGGUAUUAUACCCAACAAAUAUCCACUCUUUUCAUUAGUCGAUAUAUUAUCGUCUGUCUUUGAAAAUUUAUUGCAAUUAAAUGAUCAUAAAAUCACAGGUGAAACAUUAUUAACUGAUUCAUCAUCAAAUUUGAGAAGUAAAAUAUCAUCCACUACACAAUUACCAAUAAAAGCAUUUGAUAUUAAAUCAUCAUCAUCUUUACAACAAGAAAUAAUGUAUGGAUUCGAUGAUUAUAUUAUCAAUGAAACAAAUUGUCGUUAUGCACCAAAAAUGGCUUUGCAUCGAUUUCAUCUACAACUUCAAAGUACAUUGAGACAAAUGCAAGGUGAAUUUCAAUUACACGUACCCAUUCAACUAUUAAACAAAAAUUUAAUUACAUCUGGCGAUGAGACAGAAGAAGAGUAUAUUGAAAAUUUAGAAUAUUUAAUCUAUGAUUGGGAAACAAUUUUACAUCAGGAGUUGAACAAUGAAUUGAGUAAAAAAGUAACAAAUUCAUCACCGUUAGCCGAAUUAGAAUUUUGGAAAGAACGAAGUAUACGAAUGACAUCGCUUCUAGAACAAAUGAAAAAAGAGGAAGUUCUUCGUAUAAUAAAUAUAUUACGAGAAAUUGAUAGUCCAUCAUUAUCUGGUUACAAUAAUAUACGUGUACAAUUAAAUAAUUAUUUAUCAGAAGCACAAGAUAAUUAUAAAUUCUUAUUAACUAUGGAACGUCAUUUAAAAACAUUACAAAUGGGUUCAUCAUUUCAAUCAGUUAUUAACAUAUUACCAAAUUUAAUGCAAGGGUUAAAAACAAUUUGGACAAUGUCAAAAUAUUAUAAUAAAGAUGAACGAAUGGUGCCAUUUAUGGAAAAAAUGGCACAUGAAAUAAUAAAUCGCGUUCGACAAACAAUUGAUAUAACCACAAUAUUUUCAAAUUUCACGUUAAACGAAGCCAAAGAACGAUGUGAAAAUGCAAAACAAUUGUUAUUACAAUGGAAAAAAGAUUAUAAUAAUACACGAUUAAAAUUAGAAACGGAUAAACGUGGAAUAUUAUCAUGGAAUUUUGAUUAUCGUAUAUUAUUUGAAAAAACGGAUUAUAUGGCUCAAAUUUGUGAUGAUUUAAUUAAAAUGGCCAUGGAUUUAGAUGAAUUCUAUGAUAUAUUUGGACCGGACAUGAAAGCUGUUACAGGUGAAGAAGAAAUGGUUGAUAAAGUAUUAGAACAUGUUGGUGAUUUGAAAAAAGCAUUUUCUCUAUGCUAUUUUGAUAUAUUUGAUCGAUUGAAUCAACAACGAUGGCAAUCAUUAAUCGAUGAGUUUAAUCAUCGUUCAACUGCUAUUGAACAAGAAGCAAAAAUGUUUAUACGAGCAUCAUUUACACAACUGAGAUCAGCCGAAGGUGCAUUUGAUAUGUUAAUAAAAUUUCAAAAAAUUGGUACAGGACAUGUGCUUUCACACGAAAUGAUACGUCAAUUUACGGCUAUAUUAGUUCAAUAUCGGCGAGAACUAGACACAGUUCGAGAGAUAUUUCUGAAACACAACGCUAAUCCGCCUGUAUUCAAAGUGAGCAGUUUUUUAAAAAGUUUUUCAUAUGUAUUAACGUUCUUCUGA
Messenger RNA from Didymodactylos carnosus, 2175 nucleotides. The record is from the annotation of a GenBank genome assembly. NCBI's taxonomy places the organism in Eukaryota, Metazoa, Rotifera, Eurotatoria, Philodinida, Philodinidae.